This is a messenger RNA of Varanus komodoensis (Komodo dragon), 3513 nucleotides long. RefSeq names its product RWD domain containing 2A (gene RWDD2A). Gene Ontology annotation, molecular function: protein binding. The transcript has 3 exons. The coding region runs from base 235 to 1140 and encodes 301 amino acids. NCBI's taxonomy places the organism in Eukaryota, Metazoa, Chordata, Lepidosauria, Squamata, Varanidae. The record is from RefSeq and is a predicted model, not a curated record.
GCUUUGCAGACGCGCGCGCCAGAGUAAGCAGGCGCUUUCGAGAAGCACUCCUUGGCGAGAGGGGGCGCAUUGCCGACCAACGAGUGGGGCUCGAGAGGCAAGCCUCGGACAUGCUUACUCAUAAGAACGUCCCAUUGAGGUCAGUGGGCCUUACUCGAGCAGUGUAUGGGAUUGUAGCCUUGAACAGGAAAAACGGGAUCAGCCUGCCUCUGGAAUAAGGCUGGGUAGUCCGAAAUGGUGGCUGUCUUCAUAUCUAUAGCAAUGUCUGGCAUCAUAAAAGAAAAUAUUCAGCUUCAAAUGGAAGAAUUAGAAAUGCUUUUUUCUAUGUUUCCUAAUAAAGGAGAAAUAACUCUUCAAGAUGAAAAUACUUUGCCAAAUGUUCAGAAGUACUUGAACAAUGCAAGUGAAAAUAUUCCACAUCCAAUUGAAUAUUCAGUGGUUGUUACUAUCGAUGAACCAAAGGUACAAAUAAAUUUGCAGGUCACUUUGCCACAGGACUACCCUCAAAUGCCACCACAGCUUUUUGCGAGAUCUGAUGCUUUAGACAGGAAGCAGCAAUUGCAGCUCAACAAGGAUAUCACUUCUUAUAUAACAUCUUUGGAGACUGGAGAACUUUGUAUAUUUGCAGCUGUACAGUGGUUAAGAGACAACAGCACUCCAUAUUUGAAAAAUAGCAAAGUCCACUGUGAAAGAGAGCCAAACAAAAAAGUAGUUAAAACUUUAUUUACCCGGAUGUGGAUUUACAGUCACCACAUAUAUAGACAAGAACUAAGGAAAAAGAUUUUUGAUUGUGCAAAGAAAUUAAAUCUAACUGGUUUCUGCCUAACUGGGAAGCCGGGGAUCAUUUGUGUGGAAGGUAUCAAAGAAAACUGUGAGGAGUUUUGGCAUGUUGUUAGAUACCCUAACUGGAAACACAUUUCCUGCAAGCAUGUUGAAAGUGUUGAGACUGAGGGAAAUGGAGAUAAUCUACAUCUUUUUCAUACUUUUGAAGAUUUACAGUUUCAAGCCCAUGGUGAUUAUGGACUGAGGAAUGACUAUCACAUGGACCUUGGUCAGUUCCUAGAAUUCCUUAAGGCACAUCAAAGUGAACAUAUAUUUCAGAUCUUGUUUGGUAUUGAAGGUAAAUGUUCUGACAAUUAACAAAUAAAUUAUGUUUUCUUGUCGGCUAAUAGAAAUGAAACAAUCUAUCCCCAUAAUGCUGAGGUAUGCUAUGGAUAUAGUGACUUUAAAAAGAAUGCUUAGAAUCUUUGAAUAGUAGAAUGGUUGUAUACUAAAGUUUAUAUAGCAUUAUAUAUUGAAGCUGGAGCAAAAGUGCUAAAAUUGUGUCUGAUUGGAAACGGAUUCUCAUGGGGUCAAACCAAUGGUGUGCCUAAAUUAAAUCCUGGCAGGCAGCUCGCUUAAGCCAAACGGUCUUAAGUGUGUCAUUCCCAGCAGCACUAACUAAAAAUGUCAGGAGUACAAGCUGUAGUUUCACAGUUACACACUCUAUGAAAGGUUUGUUUGCCCCAAACAAGGCUAUUUUUAAAAAGGUGCACGAGGAUUUCUUGUGGUUAUGCUGAAAUGCUGUUGUCAGAACAGAAGGGCAGAAUCUUUGCACUAUGUAGCUCCCAAACCACUUAAGGGGAGGGAAAUCAACAUCUAGGAAUCUGAGUAGAGCCCACGUGAUAUUUCUUAAUACCCAGCCUCUGUAUUUGGGCACUGCCAAUGGCAUUGUUUCAGGCCAACCCAGCACACAGUUGUUUGGCCAAGCAUUAUGAGCAAUAUCCUUAAACAUAACAGAAAACAUUGCAGCGUUUUUGCCUAUUAAAGUGGGUGAAAAUGGUCUACAGUUGUCACUGCAUCAUCAUACUCCAGGUACUGCAUUAAUUCCAGAGUAAUUCCUCCUGGGGAAGCUGCCAUGGUGUCAGUGUUCAUUGCUCUCCAUUUGAAGGGCCAGCCAUUAUUAACAUAUUCCUAUUUAGAUUCAGUUUCAGGUGGUUUACUUGAGUCUUGGACCUUUGGAUGAUUACUGGAACACAUGGAUCCAAUUUGAAAGAAAGGAAGAGAGAGGGCUCUAUCAGUAGUAAGGCUAUGUGAACUUAUUCCAGUAGAAACAAUAAUUAACUUGCCAUGUUAUGAAUUUGUUGGUCCAGUCUUGCAUAAAAGAACAACAGUAAAAAUCUUUUAUAUAAGAAUUGUUGCACAUGUGAGUCAGUAUGUUUGAAAAUUUAUAUGGUGCGUGUGUUACAUUCCCCUCCCAAAUUUGCCAAUUUCAUGUGCGCUAACACCUGCUUUUGCAGUCGGACAGAGCCAGUAGUUAUUGCUGCUGUGUAAGCACCAGCUGCAGAAGGGGCAUCACCAUCUAGCCAAUCCCAGCCAUCCUUGUCUAUCAUCCCCUCUGGGCUGCACUGCUCUCUUGGUGACCACCACCUCCUCCUGGGUUUCCCUUUUCCAAGCUUCUCCCUUGCAGUACCAUCCAUCAACACGGAUGUGUAAAGUUUACUUCCCAAACAAGAAACAAAAUCUGUCUAAUAGUAGAGAAAAAUAACCUUGGUUAAUUUCAUAGAUAUAGGAAAGAAAUUGAGAAAGAAGUGUUGAACAAGGGAUGGAUUCUAACCUAAGUGGCUGUGUAUUCAAAUGUGAUUAGUAUAUUGAUUGAUCAAAUUAUUGGUUUGGGAAAUGGUGAUUAAAUAGUUAAAUAACAUUCCCCAAGAAUGAGCAAUACAGACAGAAGCAGCAAAGGGGCUUCUCCAGCCAUCCUUGAAAGAGAUCAGGAGGGUGACUACCUGGAGGAGGGUCUUCUCGGCAGUGGCACCCCGACUGUGGAACACUCUCCCCAGUGAAGUUCACCUGGCACCAACGCUUCUUUGCUUUUGGCAUCAGGCAAAAUCCUUUUUAUUCUCCCAAAAUUUCAAUUGCUAAUUUUUUUAAUUGGUGGUUUUAUACUUAGCAUCUGAUGCUGUGCUACUUCUACUCUUAUUUCUGUUUUUAUGCUAUUUUAUUAAUGGUGUUGUAAACCGUCCCAAGACAUCUGUGAUGGGACAGUAUAGAAAAGUUUUAAAUAAAUAUAGUGCAAAAAUUAAGCUGGCAACUGUAGGAAAUAGGAUAAUGAACUACAAGCAGCAUGUUCUUCUAUGUCCUUGAAAUAAAUGGUGGCUUUCAUGAUGAAAGGGAAGUAAACAUUCCAAUUCUGCCAGUGUGGAAGUAGAAUAGAAUGUUCAAGCAUUAUUGAACUUCCAAGACCUGUCAACUCCCUGAAGUCUCUCUUGUUCAUGCUUUGCUAGUUUAUCCAAGUGAUUUUCCUUGACUAGGGAAAUUUGUUCUGAUGAGAGUGGCCUCAGUUAGAGGGAUUUGAUUUUUUUUAUCAUGCUAUUUCUAUUGUUCCUGUUACAAAAUGUUAAAUAGAUGGAUCACAUACUAAAUUAUAAUGUUGAUAUAUUGCUUUGCAACUUGGGUUUUCUGAACCUAAUUGAAAAAUAUAACUGUAACUUUGUACAUAUGUCAAAGAAAUAUAAAGAAAGCCUCAUGUCUAAA